GCCCGCCAUCCCGGGAACUGCCGGCCUCUUUGUUUGGGCGGCCGGGCGGCCCCACCGGGCUCGCCGGAACCGUGAAGAGGCGGCGGGGGCGGCCGCCCCGGGGCGCGCUGUGUUGCGGGGCCUGCGCGGCCGGAGCGACUGGCCCGGACAGGGUUAAGUGGAGGGCCGGGCCCGGCCCGCGCGGGGCCGAUCGCGGCCACUGCCACGACCUCGGGGACUCAAGUCCCUGAGGGGACAAAGCCCGCCGCUCUGGAUGCUCGGGACUUCUGCUCUUGGGACUUGGCCUCCGGGAUCUGCGGGUGCACGGCUCAGGAAAAAAGUUGAGAAUUUUGCCAGGUCAUUUCUGCCCGGACACAGUUAAUCAGUGUGUAUUUAGUGUGCUUCGUUGAAGCUGCCCUGCCGUGUAGAAUCAGCGUGUAUGGCCUCGGAUGUCCCUGGUAGAUUUGGGAAAGAAGCUUUUGGAAGCAGCACGAGCAGGUCAAGAUGAUGAAGUUCGUAUUUUGAUGGCAAAUGGAGCUCCUUUUACUACAGACUGGCUGGGAACCUCUCCACUUCAUCUGGCAGCACAAUAUGGGCAUUAUUCUACCACAGAAGUACUCCUCCGAGCUGGUGUAAGUAGGGAUGCAAGAACCAAAGUGGACCGAACGCCAUUACAUAUGGCAGCUUCUGAGGGCCAUGCCAGCAUAGUAGAGGUUUUGCUUAAGCAUGGUGCUGAUGUUAAUGCAAAAGACAUGUUGAAGAUGACAGCUCUACAUUGGGCCACAGAACACAAUCAUCAAGAAGUGGUGGAACUUUUAAUCAAAUAUGGUGCUGAUGUACACACGCAAAGUAAAUUUUGUAAAACUGCAUUUGAUAUUUCAAUAGACAAUGGGAAUGAAGAUUUGGCAGAGAUACUACAGAUUGCUAUGCAGAACCAAAUCAACACAAACCCGGAGAGUCCGGACACAGUGACGAUACAUGCCGCCACACCACAGUUUAUCAUCGGACCUGGAGGGGUGGUGAACCUAACAGGUCUGGUAUCUUCAGAAAAUUCAUCCAAGGCAACAGAUGAAACCGGUGUAUCUGCUGUUCAGUUUGGAAACUCGUCUACGUCAGUAUUAGCUACGUUAGCUGCCCUAGCUGAAGCAUCUGCUCCGCUCUCCAACUCUGCAGAAACGCCAGUAGUGGCUACAGAGGAAGUAGUUACUGCAGAAUCUGUGGAUGGUGCCAUUCAGCAAGUAGUUAGUUCAGGGGGUCAGCAAGUCAUCACAAUAGUCACAGAUGGAAUUCAGCUUGGAAAUUUGCACUCCAUUCCGACCAGUGGAAUAGGUCAGCCCAUCAUUGUGACCAUGCCAGAUGGACAACAAGUAUUAACAGUACCAGCAACUGACAUUGCUGAAGAAACUGUUAUAAGCGAAGAACCACCAGCCAAGAGACAAUGUAUCGAAAUAAUUGAAAACCGGGUGGAAUCUGCAGAAAUAGAAGAGAGAGAAGCUCUUCAGAAACAGCUGGAUGAAGCAAAUCGAGAAGCACAAAAAUAUCGACAGCAGCUUCUAAAGAAAGAACAGGAAGCAGAGGCCUACAGACAAAAAUUAGAAGCUAUGACUCGUCUUCAGACUAAUAAAGAAGCUGUUUAAUUAACUACGAACACAUAGUUUGAAUUUACUUUUGGUUAAGAAAGAACACAGUCUUGAACUGUACACCACAGGAAGCCAGGCAGAAGAGACUACGGAUUGACGAUCGGACUUAAGCCAUGAGCUCUGAAUCCUUGUAACAUAAAACUCUACUUUAGAAGUUGUGAAAUGUAUUUAAAACUGAAUUCUGUAAAUAGUUUUUGUUUUUUUACAGUUCCAAAUGAGUUAUAAAGAUUGUUGAAGAGAUCCAAAAACACAAUAAGCCACUGUUUUUGUGAAUUCUUUUUGAUUUUAGUAUGAACCUUAAUUUCUCAGAAACAGAACAGUUUUAAGGGUGAUCGUUGUUGAUUAGACCAAAUGUUAUGUAAUAAUUAUGUGGUGGACUGAUGCUGGAAUUACUCCUGUAGGUAUUAACUUCUAUAUGAAAAGAAGAUUUCUCCCAGGAAAUCUUUGUACAGCUUUAAGUUGUCUCAGAUUCUCUGAAAACAUUUUUUAGAAAGCAAAUUUUUAUAUUUGUUCAAUUUCAGCUAUACCCAAGUAGAUUUACAUGUAUAUGAAGCAAAUAUUUUUUAAACUUCUGUUUGUACAUAUUCUGCAUGUUUUAUAAUUUCAAAAUGCAUCACUUGCAUAGGUAUUUUUCCCACAAAGAUGAUGAAAGUGAACUAGGGGGGAAAAAUCCUUUUAUUCUGUAGGUCAUUGAAAGUUAAGUAAGCUAGCAGCUGGUUUUAUUGGAAUGACAAUGUUCUUAGAAGGAGCAGCUUACAAGAUAACUUGAAUUUGCAAACUGCAAAAUCUAUGCUUUUUUGAAAAUUUCAUAGUGGGGACGUGAAACUGUAUUCUGUGCCUUCCAUCAUGAUUUCCACAUGAAAGCACUUUAAGGCACUGGAUUUUAAGAUAAUGUUUUUGGAAUACUCAGAGCAUAUGGGUUUCUGAAAUAUUUCAUGGACUCAUUUCUCCCCAGGAAAUUAUUCUUAUGGAAAAAAAAAUGCUUUUGUAUGUAGAACAAGAACUUUUUGUACUACAGUGAUGCUAGAUAUGUCUAACAUAACUUUUACUUUUCCCUGUGAAAGCUGUAUGUCUGUGCUGUGACUGGCUCUCAUCACAAUAUCGUUGAAUUCCACAAUGUAUGGACAUUAAACUCUGACAUACUCUUCAUUCUUUUUUGUAAAACAUAACUUCAAGCUCUUUUUUCUUGCUUUAUUUUUUAAUGUCUUAUGCUUUAUGAACAUGUUUAACCCUAAGACCCUUCUAGAUUACAUAUCUGUAUAAAGAAGCAAUUACCCUUAAAACUGUACUCUGGCCUACUUUUCUAUUUUACAAUUAAAUAUCUUUUCCACAUA
Messenger RNA from Mirounga angustirostris (Northern elephant seal), 2953 nucleotides. It is a transcript of the gene GABPB1, whose product is annotated as GA binding protein transcription factor subunit beta 1. The record is from RefSeq and is a predicted model, not a curated record. Bases 429 to 1616 code for a protein of 395 amino acids. Gene Ontology annotation, biological process: positive regulation of transcription by RNA polymerase II. Gene Ontology annotation, cellular component: nucleus. Gene Ontology annotation, molecular function: transcription cis-regulatory region binding; protein binding. NCBI's taxonomy places the organism in Eukaryota, Metazoa, Chordata, Mammalia, Carnivora, Phocidae. The transcript is spliced from 9 exons.